Molecule: messenger RNA, 3273 nt
Organism: Chrysemys picta bellii (western painted turtle)
Lineage: Eukaryota; Metazoa; Chordata; Testudines; Emydidae
Gene: UBA5
Product: ubiquitin like modifier activating enzyme 5
Biological process (GO): protein ufmylation
Cellular component (GO): cytoplasm; cytosol
Molecular function (GO): UFM1 activating enzyme activity
Source: RefSeq, a predicted model, not a curated record
CCUGCUUGUGGGGCUCCCGGCCGGAAGCCUCCCGGGAGUGGGGACGUGUCUCUGCGCGGCCGGGCCGAGCGUGUGGCCGUCGCGAGCCGCUGCCAUGGCCUCAGCCAGUCUGGUGGAGAAGCUGCAGCUCCGCGUGCGGGAGCUGGAGGAGGCGCUGGCCAGGGAGCGGGGCGGCGGGCAGGGCCAGCGGGCUCGCAUCGAGAGCAUGAGCCCGGAGGUGACCGACUCCAAUCCCUACAGCCGCCUGAUGGCAUUAAAACGAAUGGGAAUUGUGAAAGAUUAUGAGAAAAUCCGUACCUUUACGAUAGCAGUAGUAGGUGUUGGUGGAGUUGGCAGUGUAACUGCUGAAAUGUUGACAAGAUGUGGCAUUGGUAAGCUGCUACUGUUUGAUUAUGACAAGGUGGAGUUGGCGAACAUGAACAGGCUCUUCUUCCAACCUCAUCAAGCUGGACUAAGUAAAGUGCAGGCAGCGGAGCAUACUUUGAGGAAUAUUAAUCCUGAUGUUCAGUUUGAAGUACAUAACUACAAUAUCACAACAGUGGAUAACUUCCAACAUUUCAUGGACAGAAUAAGUUAUGGUGGGUUAGAAGAAGGGAAACCUGUUGAUCUUGUACUGAGCUGCGUGGACAACUUUGAAGCUCGUAUGGCAAUUAACACUGCCUGCAAUGAGCUUGGACAAACAUGGAUGGAAUCUGGAGUGAGUGAAAAUGCCGUCUCAGGACAUAUACAACUUAUCAUACCUGGUGAAUCUGCUUGUUUUGCGUGUGCUCCCCCACUUGUAGUUGCUGCCAAUAUUGAUGAAAAAACAUUAAAGCGAGAGGGAGUUUGUGCAGCCAGCCUUCCUACCACUAUGGGAGUAGUUGCAGGGAUUCUUGUACAAAAUGUUCUGAAGUUUUUAUUAAAUUUUGGUACUGUGAGUUACUAUCUUGGUUACAAUGCAAUGCAGGAUUUCUUUCCAACUAUGGCCAUGAAACCAAACCCACACUGCAGUGACAAAAAUUGCAGGAAACAGCAGGAAGAAUACAAGGAAAAAAAGGCUGCACAACCAAAACAAGUAGUAGUUGAACAUGAAGAAGAAAUAGUUCAUGAAGAUAAUGACUGGGGUAUUGAGCUGGUAUCAGAGGUUUCAGAAGAGGAACUGAAGGCUGCUUCGGGUCCACUUCCUGAUCUUCCAAAGGGAAUUACGGUAGCAUACACCAUACCAAACAAGGAAGAGAAUGUUGUAGCUGGGGAAACAACAGUGGCAGAGUCUGAGGAAAGCCUAGAAGAACUCAUGGCCAAGAUGAAGAACAUGUAGGCAAAUGGAAUAUUGAAUUUAACAUUUGGGAUCUAGCACUAGAGCUGAAUCAAGAAAUAUCACAAGAAAUAAGGUCCUGUAAGAAAUUCCAGUCUUAAAACUUGAACUUUUGGUAAAACAGAACUAUAAAAGCUUGGAGAUGGCAUCUCAUAACUGUAUUCUGCUGUCUAUCUAUAUACUGCUUUAAAAUACAAAGUUGUACUACUGUAAGUUUUCAUUUCUCAUCAUGGUAGGGUCCAAAUCUCUAGGGAAAAAUUAAAGAUAAUAGACAAACUGACACAAAAAAGGUAAGCAUAGCACAUGAUGUGGAAUGAUAUUCCACAUGUUGGCAAAAUGGGGGAAAUGAAAGGUGGAGUAACCUUGUCUGGAUAGAAUGGUUCAGGGGAUUGAUAAUGGAGUCUUUAACAUGUACGUUACCGCUUCAAGUGCAAACCAGAUUUGUGGUAGUUGUAAGCAUCCAGCUGGCUACUAUUCAAUGGGCUAUGUUGUCUAAGUUGGUAGUGUGGCUGUACCUGUUUUGUAGGUAAAUGGAAGGCUUCAAUCUUUUCAUAGGCCAUAAAUUUCACUAGAAAAAUUUUAAAGGGUUGAGUGAUUUGUCAGUUUGUGUCACAUCCCUAUUCUUUCAUAAAGAAGUAUUUGUGUAUACAUUGCUUUGUGUUUGAUAGUGGUGUGAGUGUGCAGUUGUAAGGCACAAGUGUUUUGGUAUGAAUUCUUUGUUACUGAGUCAAUGACUGAGUUGACCAAAAUAGCUCCUAGCAUGUCAUCACUGCAGCUGACCGCCAUGUGUUUACAUAUUAAAAAUGUUUGACUUAUCACUGAAAAAAAUUAACUGUACAGGAAACUUCAAACACACCUAAAAACCAUUCUGUGUUUACUUUUGAAAGCGAGUUAUAUUUCUAAAAUCCAUUUAGAAUUAUUUGGCUAGCAUUUAGCUCAGGGGUUCUCAAACUGGGGGUUGGGGCUCACGAGAUUAUUACAUGGGGGCUGUCGGCCUCCACCCCAAACCCUGCUUUGCCUCCAGCAUUUAUAAUGGUGUUAAAUAUAUUUAAAAAGUGUUUUUAAUUUAUAAAGGGGGGUCGCACUCAGAGGCUUGCUAUGUGAAAGGGGUCACCAGUACAAAAGUUUGAGAACCACUGAUUUAGUUACUACUUUACAUGGCUGACAGCUUUAUAAAAAGGCAACUAUUUACAGUUUUAUCCUAUGUACAGUUUUACAAAAAUUGAAAUUAAUACAUAUAUAAAAUUAUUGGAGAGAUGUUGUUAGGGAAUACAAAAUAGUUCUUGACUUCUGACUAUAGUUAGCAAAGCAACUUUUACACUUGCCCAUUCCAUAUUGUAAAGUGAGGUAGUGGUGAGACCUAACUUUGCAGAAGAUUGUGUACCAGUGUUUAAAACGAAUUUAAAAAAAACCAACAAAAACAAGUCCUGUGGCUGAUAACGUUUUUCACCUUUGCAAUUAAAGCAUAUUGCAAUUUAGAAGUCUAAAGAGAACCAUGGUAUUUCUCUGAGUGAGAAAUCUAGUGGAAAUGUCUGAUUUUUUUUUUUUUUUUGCAACUCAGUGAACAAAUACACUUCAAUGCUGUAUAUUUUUGCUAACUUUGUUCAUUUAUGUUGUAAGCUGCAAUAUACUAUCAACUUAAAUUUUUAACAGUGAAUCUUAAUAAUGAGACCUUGCUAUGGAUCUGUUCUAUUAAAUCUCUGCUGAUACACUGGAAGACACUAUUAGUUUUGAUGUGGAGUUCUACUGUGAUCAUUAAGUUACAUAGAAUUUGGCUUAUACCAAAUAUACAAAUGCUUCAAUUUCAUGUACAAACAGGACUUGGUGGGAUAUGUUUUCUACAGAAGGAGUAUCAAGAGAGCUAUUAUACUUGUUUUGGACACCAAUACAAAGAAGUCAAACAUCCAUCUGUUUGCAAUUUAGAAGAUUACAAUUUUUGUCUAAAUAAAAACAACUUUUUCUAUGCUGCAUGAACCUCA